Molecule: messenger RNA, 642 nt
Organism: Hansenula anomala
Lineage: Eukaryota; Fungi; Ascomycota; Saccharomycetes; Phaffomycetales; Wickerhamomycetaceae
Product: nucleotide diphosphatase
Exons: 1
Coding region: 1-642 (213 amino acids)
Molecular function (GO): nucleoside triphosphate diphosphatase activity
Source: RefSeq, a predicted model, not a curated record
AUGUCAUUUCAACCUUUCAAGCAUCCUGUAUUUGACAAAAUCAAAGAGAAAAGAUUCAUUUUAGCCUCAACUUCACCAAGAAGAAUCGAGAUCUUGACUCAAAUGGGUUUUGAAAAUGUUGAAGUAUAUCCAUCAAACUUCCCAGAAGAUUUGAAAAAAGAAGAUUAUACACCUCAAGAUUAUGUAUUAAACACAGCUAUAGGCAAAGCACAAGCUGUUUAUGAAGAAUUGAAGAAUAAAGGUGAAGCUGAAAACACUAUAAUAUUAGCAGCUGAUACCGUUGUUGAGAUUGAUGGUCAAAUUUUUGAAAAACCUAAAGAUAAACAAGAUCAAUUGAAAAAUUUAACAUAUUAUAGAGAUAGUAAAAAAGUUCAGCAUGUUUUAAGUGGUGUUGUUGUUAUAAAUGAAGGUGUUGUGAGUUCUUUUGUUGAAGAUACUGCUUUACAUUUUGAUUAUGAAGCUUCUGAUGAAAUGUUGAAGGCUUAUGUGGAUACAAAUGAAGGUUUAGGCGUUGCUGCUGGUUAUAGAGUCCAGUUGAGAGGGUCAUUAUUAAUGAAGAAGAUUGAUGGUGACUAUUACAAUGCAGUUGGUUUACCUUUCAGAAAUACUUUUAAACUUAUUGAAAAGGCAUUAGGUGUAUAG